Nannizzia gypsea CBS 118893 is the source of this 1653-nucleotide messenger RNA. RefSeq names its product integral membrane protein. Gene Ontology annotation, molecular function: transmembrane transporter activity. The transcript has 3 exons. Gene Ontology annotation, cellular component: membrane. NCBI's taxonomy places the organism in Eukaryota, Fungi, Ascomycota, Eurotiomycetes, Onygenales, Arthrodermataceae. Gene Ontology annotation, biological process: transmembrane transport. The coding region runs from base 1 to 1653 and encodes 550 amino acids. The record is from RefSeq and is a predicted model, not a curated record.
AUGUCGGUGACAACUAUAGAAUUGGCUCCUCCAGUACGGAUCCACGAUACGCCCAAGUCUUCGCAGCUGGUAUUACAGGCCCUAGGAAGCAGUACAGAGAAUGUUACCAGCCACGGCGUUCACCGAGGCCCGGAUGAUAGUAGUGACGAAGAGGUUGCUAGCACUUUUUCUGUCCCGCCUAUCUCGAGGGCGAAGGUAGCGGUUAUUAUUGUUUCAGCGUCGAGUAUGGUGCUGAUGAACUCUGUGCUGACUGGUAUACUUACUGUGGGACUGCCUGUCAUCGCAGCUGACAUUGGACUCGCGGACAGCUUACUCCUAUGGCCAGCAUCGGUUUAUGGGUUGACCUGUGGAUGCACGCUUCUUCUCUCUGGGUCUCUUGCAGACGUGAUUGGUAGCCGGCCGAUUUAUCUUGCGGGAUGUGGUAUCCUUUCUGCCUUCACCUUAGGGUGCGGCCUCGUAAAGACUGGUAUCCAACUCAUUAUGUUUCGCGCUAUGUCUGGAAUCGCCAUGUCUCUGUGCCUUCCUAGUGCCGUGAGCAUUAUAACCGCUGCCUUUGCGCCAGGCGGACGAAGGAAUAUCGCCUUUGCAUGUUUGGGUGCAGCACAGCCAGUAGGGUUCUCACUUGGUAUAGUCCUUGGAGGUGUUCUGAUUGCUAGCAUUGGGUGGAGAUAUGGAUAUUACAUCGUUGCUGGUGUCAAUGUCCUGGUCCUCAUUGUCGCUUAUUGGCAGAUUCCUACGGACCCGCGGAAAGUAGUCCCGGUAACAUGGAAGAGACUAACAACUGAGAUUGAUUGGGUUGGAACCCUCUUGAUAAGUGCAUCCCUCGGGCUGUUUUCUUAUGCCUUGUCAACCAUCAGUGUGUCGAUCCGUGAGUUGGCCAAGCCAGGUAACGCUGUGACCCUGGCCCUGUCAGUGGUUUGUCUCGCAGGGUUCGUCUACUGGAUUCAUCGUCAAGAGCGACUUGGUCGUGUCGCCAUGGUGCCACCAAAGCUGUUCAAGUCCACUGCUAAUGCUCCCCGCCGAGCCCGGAACUUCACCUGCGUGUGCAUCUCAGUCUUCUUCACCUGGGCACUCUUUAAUUCUUUCCAGUUCUUCACCACUCUCUACUUCCAGGAGCUCCAGGGGAACUCGGCCCUUACAUCGUCCAUCAAGUAUAUUCCCAUGGUUAUAUCAGGCCUUGUAACUAAUAUCGUCACCGGCUUCCUCGUCAAGCGAGUGUCUGCUGAUAUACUCUGUACUUGUGCAGCGAUCGCAUCUUCAGUCGCUCCGUUACUCAUGGCCAUCGCCCGCCCAGAAUGGAGUUAUUGGACUGCUACAUUCUUCGCAACUGUUUUAAUACCCGUCUCUGCUGAUACGCUCUUCACCGUGUCAAACCUUGUGAUUACUUCUGCGUUCCCUCCGAGGACCCAUGGACUGGCUGGCGGAGUGUUCAACACCAUAUCGCAAAUUGGCAUGUCCGUUGGCAUCGCCAUUACUGCUGUGGCCUCUAACUCCGUGAUUGAACACGAGCUACCCCACUCGGAUCGACAAACGGCCUUGCUCAAGGGGUACAGAGCUACGUAUUGGAUCUCCUUUGGAGCCGCUGUGACGAUGGUCGCAUUGAGUCUAUGGGGAUUAAGGAGCAUUGGGAAGAUCGGACUGAAGAAGGAGUAA